This is a messenger RNA of Saccostrea cuccullata (small rock oyster), 2084 nucleotides long. Its product is annotated as leucine-rich repeat-containing protein 43-like. The transcript is spliced from 15 exons. Gene Ontology annotation, molecular function: protein binding. Lineage: Eukaryota; Metazoa; Mollusca; Bivalvia; Ostreida; Ostreidae. The record is from RefSeq and is a predicted model, not a curated record. Bases 51 to 2000 code for a protein of 649 amino acids.
GCGCGUCAAAAUGGAGGACUAGGUUACCAAAACAGAAAUUUACCGCGAAAAUGACAGCAGUUAGCACAGAAAAUGCAUUCUCGGCAUUUGAAAAACAACUUAGAACUUUAUGCUUAAGAGAAUUUCCUUGUGGAACGGGUUCAUGGAGAGAAACUAAAACAAAAAAUCUUCAGCUUCUUAAAUCAAAAGACAAUGUGGAUAGUCGGUUUUCUGUGACAUUAAAAGAUUUUGGUGCUAGUCAUGAAAAGACAGAACAAUUAGAAGAAUAUGUGACUUCAAAGUACUCCCCAUGGCAUUUGGAUUAUAGCUGGAGCAAAGAAGCUAGGAAACUUCGCGAGUUAGCUGUAAAAUCCCCAUGGCUUAUUGAUGACAAUUUCAUUCUCAGCUUUUUCAAAACACUUAGAAUAUGUGAUAAAAAUGUAACAGAAGUAGAUGGAAAUCUACUGAAAUUCAAGGAUCUAGAGGAAUUGACACUAAGUGCCAACAAAAUCAUUACAGUCAACUCAAAAAAUCUACCACCUUCUCUUAAAGUUUUAGAAUUGUGUGCCAAUCAAAUUAGUGAUAUAUCUGCAUUAUGUGUCCGCCCUCCUCCAUUGAUUCAUUUAGGAUUAGGAUCCAACAAAAUCUCUUUCAUAGGGGAUUACCUCACUGGAGAUUACUGGCCCAACCUACUAUCUUUAGAUUUAAGCCAUAAUAAUUUAAGUGAUCUCCUGGAUGUAAUUAGAAAACUUGGAUCCCUGCCUAAGUUACGGAACCUUAUUCUCCAAGGAAACCCCUUAUCUUUGAUUCCUGGGUAUCGUGGCUAUACAAUAGACAGUUUACGGAAACUCAGUAUUCUUGAUGACAUCAUGAUAUCUGCUGACGAAAAACAUCAUUACAAAGGCCUCGCCAGAAGGAGAGAAUACAUCUUAGAUGAAGCUAAAGUGUCAUUAGAAGUCACAUACAUCAAGGGUGUGCCAAUGCCAGAGGAAUUGAAGAAUCCUGAAGAUCAACCAGAAUUCCCCAAAAUAGAGAGGAAGUAUUUUGUCCAAUUCAUGUUUCCUCAAGACGUGUCCCAGAAAGCAGAAAUUUUCCAAAUCACAGAUAACGACUUAGCUGGAUUGUCUCCCAUGCCAAUGUCCGAGAGGUCACAGUUCACACCCCAACCAACUAGUCCAAUACCUGAGGAGCAGGAAAUACGCUCAUACUCACAACAGAGUCAGAACACGGAGGCCGUCAAAAACGUCAACUUCACUGCUCAACCAGAGGUGGUAUCAGCAAGGGAACCAACAGCUGAACAUGAGCGGCCCCCGGAUGAGAUCCCCUUCUCUGUGACCCCCAAACAAAGCGAGGCUGUGGACCAGGAGGAGGAGGAGGAGGAAGACAAAACACAGAUCCAGCUGGAGCCCAUUAAAUCUGAGGGUGGGCUCUGGGCCGAGGAGAUCGAGCUUAACUGGUCACAAGUUGCUGUCAGGGAUGAACUUCUGACCCUGCGAAACUUUCUCAAACAAGGAAUGGAUUUUUCAGUGGUUGAGGAAUUGGUCCUUUGCUAUCAAAAUGAUGACCCGUCUGACCCAGGCACACCAACAGCCAAAAGCAAGGAAAAGAAAGACGCCAAAGACACCAAAAAAUCAGAUAAGAAGGAAGAGAAAGGAAAAGGAGGGAAAGAGGAAAAGAAAGAUGAUAAGAAAGGAGGGAAAAAAGGGAAGAAAGAGCCAGAGAUGGAGUUGAAACGAAUGCCUGCCACCUACACCACGCUCGCCACGUGGCACAUUCCACUGGUGGAUUUCCUGGAGGGAGAGUAUGAAUUCCGGUCCGUCUUCACUCAGGGUGGAGUGGAGGUGGCUUCUACCGUGAAGAGUAUGGAAAUUAACAAAAAAGAUAAGGACAAGAAAAAACCUGGAUCCUCCAAACCAAAGAAAGACGAUAAAGGAGGAAAAGGCAGCGCAAGAUCUCGAUCAAGGGAAAAAACUCCCAGUUCAGUGAGCUCACGUAUGACAAGUACCAGAAUUAGACUUUAGAUUACAUUAGUUUUAGCCUGCUGAUUAGUCAGUGUUAGGCUCCACUGUGACAUUAGAAUUCAUUAAUUGGUUAGUUUAUUGUUC